AUGAGGAUUUACCAGGAGGAAAAGAGUAGAGCUUUGAAGAAGACGCGGAAUGUUCUUGUAAAAUUCUCAGAGGCCCUUUUGUUUCCCGAGAGUAAGCAGCAAGCACCUGAAUAUGACAGUGAAGUGAUGGGAAGAGAUCUCAGUCAGAAUCUUAGAAACGAGAGCAGGUGGAGCCAAGCAGCUGUGUUGCCUAGUUUUCACUGCCCAAUGAGCAUCUCAGACGUGAAAAUGAGGACAUCAAUUGAGAAAAUCCGGAGUCUGAGAUUGAUAACUGCCAUCAAAACUCCAUACCUCCCCAAUGGCCAAAUUGAUCUUGAAGCAUAUGAUAACUUGGUGAACUUCCAGAUUGCACAUGGCAUUGAAGGUAUCAUUGUUGCUGGCACAACAGGUGAAGGCCAAUUGAUGAGCUUGAGUGAUAAAAUAAUGCUAAUUGGUCACACAGUUCACAAUUUUGGUGACAAAGUUAAAGUCAUUGGUAACACAGGAAGCAACUCCACAUCACAAGCAAUUAGCAUCACUGAACAGGGUUUUGCUGUUGGAAUGCAUGUUGCACUUCAAAUCAACCCUUACUAUGGAAGAACCUCAAUGGAUGGUUUGAUUGCUCACUAUAACUCUCUGCUUUCUAUAGGCCCUGUGAUUAUAUAUAACAUACCCUCAAGAACUUCACAAGAUGUUCCUCCUAGUGUGGUUGAAACCUUGGCACCAAAUCCUAACUUUGUUGGUGUGAAAGAGUGUGGGGGAAUUGACAGGGUGAAACUGUAUGCAGAUAAAGGAAUUGUUGUGUGGACUGCUAAUCAAAGAGAAAUGCAUGAUGGGGCUAUUGGAGACAUGUCUGCUGUCAGCAACCUUGUUCCUGGUUUAAUGAGAGAGCUUAUGUGUGGGGGAAAGAAUCCAUCAUUGAGUUCAAAGCUUGAGACUUUGUUUGAUUGGUUUUCCCUUGAGCCAAUCCCAAUUGCUUUGAACACUGCUCUUGCUCAACUUGGGGUUACCAAGCCAGUUUUUAGGCUGCCAUUUGUGCCUCUCCCUCAGGAAAAGAGGGUGGAGUUUGCCAAGUUGGUGAAGGAAAUGGGCAGAGAGCAUUUUGUUGGGGAAAAAGAUGUUGAAGUUCUUGAUGACCAUGAUUUUAUCAUUGUUGAUCGAUAUUGAUUUAGAUUUCCCUUUUCAAGUCAUGUUUGAUGUUACUGUUAAGUUUGUAUUUGUUUGUACCACCAACUAUGAGUGGUGAAACGGGUUGGAUUAGGUGUGUUGGUGGGUUGGAUAUCUCCAACCCAUCUCAUCAAAAAAUGGUGGGCUAAAGUAGACUAAUUAGUCAGGUGGAGCUCAUUUUAUCAUCUCUGAGAUUUGUGUUAUUAGAAUUCAUUUUAGUAUUUGACAAAUAGGUCUGAAAUUCGACUGAGAUGGAAGAAACAUAUGCUCUCGGUUUAUUUCAUGUUUAUUAUGUUUUUUUAAGAGGUUGAAUAAAUUUGUAGCCCCUUCAUUUCA
Lotus japonicus is the source of this 1482-nucleotide messenger RNA. Its product is annotated as 4-hydroxy-tetrahydrodipicolinate synthase, chloroplastic-like. The record is from RefSeq and is a predicted model, not a curated record. The transcript has 4 exons. Gene Ontology annotation, molecular function: 4-hydroxy-tetrahydrodipicolinate synthase activity. Bases 1 to 1146 code for a protein of 381 amino acids. Lineage: Eukaryota; Viridiplantae; Streptophyta; Magnoliopsida; Fabales; Fabaceae.